AAGGGCGGCAACAAGAAUUCCCCAUUCGCUCUCCUCGCGCCAUUCUCCCCACGAAACCGCGAACCGACCUAGGGUUCUUCUUCUCCUCCGCCCCCAAUCGCCGCGACCUCUCCUCUCCUCGCCGUACUCAACCGCCGUCCUAGCAUCCCAUGGCGACCAGCGAAGAGCUCGCGCAGAUCGGCGUAUCCCUGGAGGAGAAGGACGACCUGGUGGGGAAGGUGAUGAGGUACGUGCUCUUCAAGACGCACCAGACCUCCGGCUGCCCCAUCAAGCGGGAGGAGCUCACCCAGAUCGUCACCAAGGACUACCAGAAGCGCGCGCUCCCGUCCCUCGUCAUCAAGGAGGCCGGGGACAGGCUCGCCGCCACCUUCGGCUACGAGAUGAGGGAGCUCCAGAGGACCCGCGCCCCCUCCAACCGCUCCGUGCGCUCGUCCUCCCAGGCGCCCAGUAGCGUGGACACGAAAACCUACAUCCUGGUAAGCAAGCUGGACCCUGAGGUGUACAGCAAGUACGUCGAGGACAAGGAGCGUGCCCAUCUCUCUGGCUUCGCCUUUGUUGUCAUAAGCAUUGUUCAUGUUGCCGGCGGCAAGAUCUCCGAAGAGGACCUCUGGCAUCAGCUGAAGCGGCUGGGGUUGAAUGAGAACGAUGAGAAGCACCCCGUUAUUGGCAACAAUAAGCAGGCACUAGAACUACUUGUGCAGCAAAGGUACUUGCUGAAGGAGAAAAUUGCUGGUCCAGAAGGCCAUUUCAUGGUUUAUGAGCUUGCGGAGAGGGCAUUGGAUGAAUCCAUCAGUGUGAAGCUUAAAGAUUACAUUUCACAGAUUGUGGGGACAAGCACUGCUACAGAAGAAUGACGUGGGUGCGAUAUGACAACUGACAGGCUUUGUAGUCGAGCCUAAAUUUCAUCCAUUUAAAGGGUGAGAUUCUGGUCAAGACGAAAAGCCAUUAUCUUGUAGAGACUUGGUGGAAGCCUUGUUCAAGAGCUGUAUAGGAGAGGAGAUGGUGUUUCUCUCAGCUAGGUUAGACCGAGACGAUUGACAUGCAGACUUUUGCAGCAACCUAUCGCGUAGCAAGGUUGCAUAUCGAUGACGAUUAGUAUGCGUUCUUGUUGUUAAUUAUAUGGAGCUGUAAAGCUUAACCAGGUGUUUGAGUGCACUAUCUGCCGGUUUGUCAGCACUCUGGUUUGCUCAACUGAGCUGAAGAUUAGAACCAUGCACAUGUUAUGUUCUGCUGCUGUCAGGUUCACAAACAUGGCAACUUUACAUUCAGCAUAAUUUGUUCGGUGUGUUCGGCUCGGUCUCUAUAUGGCCUGAGCCCAAUCAUUUAACUGGGCCUCUGUUAACACCA
Messenger RNA from Brachypodium distachyon (stiff brome), 1347 nucleotides. RefSeq names its product melanoma-associated antigen 1. The record is from RefSeq and is a predicted model, not a curated record. Lineage: Eukaryota; Viridiplantae; Streptophyta; Magnoliopsida; Poales; Poaceae. The transcript has 7 exons. The coding region runs from base 150 to 854 and encodes 234 amino acids. Gene Ontology annotation, cellular component: nucleus.